UGUCGAUUAAGUAUGGUUUUGUCCAUACAGUGAGGGAGAUACGCGUUUUACAUGUAAAAAUCGAUUACUCUAACAGCGCGAAUGCCAAUUUAUAUAUAUAUAAAUCUCAAUUGUAAUUAGAUCUUUCAAAAAAUCGAAUAUGCCUUAUCCAAAGUCACCGUUCGCAGACAAUUUUCCAUCAAAAAUUGUUUUCGAGCAUGGAAACGAUAGCUCAGCAGGAGACCACCAGGAGGAAUUUUCGAAUUUAACCGAAUGGUUAUGUUCAACGCCUAAAAUCAGCUCAUACAGAGUAAACACUCUUCAUUGUACCUUGGAAUCUGUGAUAGAUCAAAUUCGAGACCAAUUGGAAAAAAUUUCCACCAUCAGAAAUUGCAAAACUCCAAGGGUUUACCAGCACGAGGUUCUUAAAGAUGUCGUGAUUGUGGACAACUAUGACCUGAAGGAUUUGGAGUUAACUGGAAGAACGAACGAGAUAAUCGUGGACGUUCAUUGCGGAGCGGCGGUUUUGCGCGGAGCGCAUAUUUUCGCUCCGGGCAUAAUUGGAAUGACUUCCGGAACUAAGGUUGAUGAUGAAGUCAGUAUAUACGUUGACGUGGAUAAAGUAUGCAAGAAGGGAUUGAAAGCAUUCGAAGGUAAUAAAGUUUAUGUAGGUAAUGGCAUUGCGAGAAUGGACAGGCACCAUUUGUUUGGUGAGAAUCUGCAACCAAGCGGAUUUGCAGUUGAAAUGUUGCAUUCUACAUCAGGGUGUCCACCGUUGGGAUCCUUAUUUCUAUCGGCUGAUUCAGCUCUUCUGCAGAACAUUCCGUCUGUGGUUUGCAUUGAAGCUUUAGACCCAAAACCGGGCGAUAUUAUACUCGAUAUGUGUGCUUCACCGGGAAAUAAAACAACGCAUAUCGCAGCAAAGAUUAAUAAUUCGGGAACUUUGAUAGCAAUCGAUAAGACUCCAACUAAAGUAUUGCAAUUGCAGAAGACUUGCGAUAAAUUUAACUGCAAAGCUUCCAUCCAUAAGUUCGAUUCCACCAAGAUUUUCGAUACAAAAGCUAGCGGUACAGAAAAUCCGCCCUUCGGACCAGAAACCUUCGAUAAGAUUCUUUUGGAUGCGCCUUGCAGCGCUCUAGGAAAACGUCCGCAACUUGCGAAUAAAGACACAGAAACUGUGAUCAAAUCCCAUAUACCGCUCCAAAGGAAAUUAUUUCAAAACGCUGUGAAGCUGUUGAAAACUGGUGGAACUAUGGUGUACAGUACGUGCACAAUUACUCUUGCUGAAAACGAGGCUAUAGUAGCUUGGGCCCUGAAAACCUUCGACUGUUUACAAUUGGUGAAAGCUGAACCACAACUCGGUGGACGCGGUUGGAAGAUGAACGGGUUGAAAGAUGAUCAAUUGGAAUUGAUGCAGCGCUUCGGUCCGGACGACGGCGUCGAUUCCGUUGGAUUUUUCGUAGCGAAAUUUGUGAAAACCAAAGCUGCAGAAUAAAAUAGUUUGUAUAUACUCAGC
Molecule: messenger RNA, 1495 nt
Organism: Nicrophorus vespilloides
Lineage: Eukaryota; Metazoa; Arthropoda; Insecta; Coleoptera; Silphidae
Product: putative methyltransferase NSUN6
Exons: 7
Coding region: 140-1474 (444 amino acids)
Biological process (GO): RNA methylation
Molecular function (GO): methyltransferase activity; RNA binding
Source: RefSeq, a predicted model, not a curated record